This is a messenger RNA of Nerophis lumbriciformis (worm pipefish), 1143 nucleotides long. NCBI's taxonomy places the organism in Eukaryota, Metazoa, Chordata, Actinopteri, Syngnathiformes, Syngnathidae. The record is from RefSeq and is a predicted model, not a curated record.
AUGGGGAUACACGGACUUGCCAAACUCAUUGCCGACCACGCUCCGAGUGCCAUUAAAGAGCAAGACAUCAAAAAUUACUUUGGCCGAAAAAUCGCUAUUGAUGCCUCUAUGUGCAUUUACCAGUUCCUGAUAGCUGUGCGGCAGGAUGGCAACGUGCUGCAGAAUGAGGAUGGAGAGACGACUAGCCACCUCAUGGGAAUGUUCUACAGGACCAUUCGCAUGCUCGAAAAUGGCAUUAAACCCGUUUACGUGUUUGAUGGCAAGCCCCCGCAGCUCAAGUCGGGAGAGCUGGAAAAGAGAGGGGAAAGAAGAGCAGAAGCUGAGAAACUGCUCGCGCAAGCCCAGGAACUGGGUACACAAGAAAACAUCGACAAACUCACUAAGCGCCUGGUUAAAGUCACCAGGCAGCAUAAUGAUGAAUGCAAGAAGCUGCUUACUCUGAUGGGAGUGCCUUAUAUUGAGGCACCGUGUGAAGCUGAGGCCAGCUGCGCCGCUCUGGUCAAAGCGGGGAAGGUCUAUGCCACGGCAACAGAGGACAUGGACGGGCUGACUUUCGGAACAAACGUCCUGUUAAGACACCUCACGGCCAGCGAAGCAAAGAAGCUUCCAGUCCAAGAGUUCCACUUCAGUCGCAUUCUGCAGGACAUUAACCUGACAAAUGAACAGUUCAUAGACCUGUGUAUUCUGCUGGGAUGCGACUACUGUGGUACCAUCAAGGGGAUCGGUCCCAAGAGAGCCAUCGACCUGAUUAAGCAACACGGUAGUAUCGAGGAAAUUUUGGAGAACGUUGACAAAAAUAAGCACCCGGCACCGGAGGACUGGCUAUACAAGGAAGCCAGGCAGCUGUUUCUGAAGCCUGAAGUGGUGGAUUGUUCCACAGUAGAGCUUAAGUGGAACGAGCCGGAUGAGGACGGGCUGCUGCGCUUCAUGUGUGAAGAAAAACAGUUCAAUGAGGACAGGAUCCGCAAUGGGUGUAAGAAGAUUGCAAAGAGUCGCCAAGGAAGCACACAGGGACGACUGGACUCCUUCUUCACAGUCACCGGGUCCCUGUCGUCCAAACGGAAGGAGCCUGAAGUAAAAGGGUCUGCUAAGAAGAAGCUGAAGACCGGAGCCACACCAGGAAAAUUUAAAAAAGGCAAAUGA